UAGACUUCUGCGGAACUUUAGUUACAGUUGAGUUUUGCUUGGGAACAGAAGGAAAGCGACAAAACCGGAAACUGGGAUCACGGCGGAGAUAGAUCAUCGUCCGGCGAGAUGCGAUCGCUAGGGUUAGGUUUAGGGUUUUGGAUCUCUCUUCUCGCUUUUCCGAUCUCACUUUCGGAUUCUUCGUCUUCUUCUUCUUCGGCCGAUCAGCUCACCGUCGACGGGACCGUUCUGCAACUCACCGAGUCUAACUUCGACUCGGCGAUUUCCAGUUUCGAUUUCAUCUUCGUCGAUUUCUACGCUCCCUGGUGUGGUCACUGCAAGCGCCUUAGCCCCGAGUUAGAUGCGGCGGCGCCGAUUCUUGCGAAACUGAAGCAGCCCAUUGUGAUCGCAAAGCUAGAUGCUGAGAGAUAUUCCCGCCUUGCACGGAAACUUGAUAUCGAUGCAUUUCCUACACUCAAGCUCUACAACCAUGGAGUUCCAAUGGAGUAUUAUGGACCAAGGAAGGCCGAUUUACUUGUCCGUUACCUGAAGAAGUUUGUUGCUCCGGAUGUCGCAGUUCUGGAGUCAGACUCUGCUGUCAAGGAUUUCGUCGAAGAUGCCGGGACUUUCUUCCCUUUGUUUCUCGGGUUCGGCUUGAACGAGACAGUGAUGUCUACUUUGGGUGCAAAGUACAAGAAAAAAGCAUGGUUUGCUGUUGCAAAGGAUGCCUCUGAGGAUGUAAUGGUCUCUUAUGAUUUCGAUAAGGUUCCCGCAUUGGUUGCCAAGCAUCCGAAGUACAACGAACGGAGCGUGUUCUAUGGACCCUUUGAAGAUGGGUUUUUAGAGCAAUUCGUGAAGCAGAAUUUCCUUCCUCUGACUGUGCCUAUAAACCGUGAUACCCUGAAGUUACUGAAAGAGGACGAGAGGAAGAUUGUUUUGGCAAUCGUCGAAGAUGAAACUCACGAGAGCUCGGGUAAACUGAUCAAGGCGCUGAGAGCUGCCGCAAAUGCUAACCGUGAUAUGGUGUUUGGGUACGUCGGCGUUGAGCAAUUCGACGAUUUUGCCGACUCAUUUCACGCGGAUAAAAAGUCUAAGCUGCCUAAGAUUGUUGUAUGGGACGGAGAUGAGGAGUAUCAUCAGGUAAUCGGGGUCGAGACCAUCGAGGAGGAAGAUCACCUAACCCAAAUCUCGCGGUUUCUCGAAGGAUACAGAGAAGGAAGAACAGAGAAGAAGGGAAUCAAAGGGCCGACAUUGAUGGGAUUCAUAAACUCAAUGAUCGGGAUCAAGACAGUGUACAUCGUCGUGUUCUUGGUCGCCGUUCUUAUGAUAAUAAGGAGCCUUGGCCAAGAGGACGAGCCUCCUCGUCCUCGGGUGAGGGCCACCACAUCGGCAAGCCGUGAACCCACCGACCAGACCGGUGUCGCUGAAGGUGAGAGCAGUGAGCUUAAACCCAGAGACAAAGAGGAUUGAGAAAUCAUAGAGACAGUGGAACUCUUGUUUUUUUCUUAUUUUUCUUCCUUUCUAGUGUCUACGCUCCAUGGUUUUAUUGUCUUCCAUGUUAUGAUACUUCUUCAUACAUGAGACAUAUAUCAUAUGAAUAAUUUUUAAUUUAUUA
This is a messenger RNA of Tarenaya hassleriana, 1594 nucleotides long. RefSeq names its product protein disulfide-isomerase 5-2. Gene Ontology annotation, biological process: response to endoplasmic reticulum stress; protein folding. The transcript is spliced from 5 exons. Bases 109 to 1449 code for a protein of 446 amino acids. The record is from RefSeq and is a predicted model, not a curated record. Gene Ontology annotation, cellular component: endoplasmic reticulum. Gene Ontology annotation, molecular function: protein disulfide isomerase activity. NCBI's taxonomy places the organism in Eukaryota, Viridiplantae, Streptophyta, Magnoliopsida, Brassicales, Cleomaceae.